AUGCACAUGAACCAGCGGAAAGAGUUCUUCGAAGUCACCAGUUAUCAGAACACCAAGACGAAGCUCCAGUAUCUCAGCCGGACUUGGCUCGGCCCCCUGACAACUGCAAUCUCAUACAAAGGCUUAGACCUUAUCAACAGCGAAUACAAGCACGCGUUGGCGGCGUUGCCGGCAGAAGAUGGCCAUCGCUCGACGAAGGAGAUUACAGCCCUACCCCCCUGCGACGACGACUUUUGCACGGUUGGCUUGCAGUUUGGUAUCCCCUGCCGUCACAAGAUCUACCAAUUGUUGCUUCACGGCCAAGAGCGGGUCGACUACUCAGCUCCAACGGCCUUCGGUGGUCUCAAGAGCUACUGGGUCGCUCGCCAGCCGCCACCGCCCCCCGAGCCACGAGAUGAUACCCCACGAGAGGAGGCGCCACGAGAGGAGGCCGCCGUCGAAGCGCCUGCGCCGGCUCCGAAGAGACGAGGCAGACCCCCAAAGAUCAAGGAGACCGCUGCCGUCGAGGCGCCGGCGCAGCCGAGGAAGCGGGGCCGACCCCCGAAGAACAAGGAGACUGCCGCGCCGGAGCCGAAGCGCCAGCGCGCAACACCAAGCAGGGGCCCUCCUGCCGGCACUAUUGGAGUAGGAAUAGCCUCACAGGGAGGAGUUAGAACACAGGUGGUAGUUGGCGCAACUGGCAAGACAACGAGGUCUGGCAGGCAGGUCCAGUUGACCAAGAAGGCGGCUGAGGCGGGGAGCGCGUGA
Chaetomium globosum CBS 148.51 is the source of this 747-nucleotide messenger RNA. RefSeq lists its product as uncharacterized. The transcript has 2 exons. Lineage: Eukaryota; Fungi; Ascomycota; Sordariomycetes; Sordariales; Chaetomiaceae. The coding region runs from base 1 to 747 and encodes 248 amino acids. The record is from RefSeq and is a predicted model, not a curated record. Gene Ontology annotation, molecular function: DNA binding.